This is a messenger RNA of Lingula anatina, 462 nucleotides long. RefSeq names its product scavenger receptor cysteine-rich domain-containing protein DMBT1-like. The record is from RefSeq and is a predicted model, not a curated record. NCBI's taxonomy places the organism in Eukaryota, Metazoa, Brachiopoda, Lingulata, Lingulida, Lingulidae. Gene Ontology annotation, cellular component: membrane.
AUGACUUUGGUUAUGGCAUGGAUUGUCUUAAAACGGUUUAAUAAAAUUUUUGUUAUUGCAGCCUUCCAAUGGCCAGUUCGUUUAGUCGGAGGCUACAGCAACAGAGAGGGACGUGUGGAGGUUUACUACAAUGGCCGCUGGGGCACUGUGUGUGAUGACGGAUUUGGCGAUAUUGCCGCUAGGGUCAUAUGCCGCAUGCUUGGGUUUGGCGAUCGUUAUGCAAAGGCAUACCGGUCUGCCUGCUAUGGCCAGGGCAAUGGGCAGAUUUGGCUGGAUGAUGUCCGUUGCAGUGGAGGAGAACAUUCGAUAUCAGCAUGUGGUCACAAUAGUUGGGGUAGUCACAACUGUGGACACCAUGAAGAUGCCGGGGUGUCUUGUGGGUACUCCUACACAAGAAGCUGUCCGGGAUCUUCCCAGUACGGUUAGUGCACUUUAUCUAUCCACGUGGGAUGUGGGUUAUAA